AUGUCGUCACGUCCGUCUUUGCUGGACUUGCGAUCCGAUACGGCACAGUCGAAUCUUUCUACAGUUUCUAAACCUCUACGCUCACCUCGCCUACAUGUCGCCGGUGAAAUCCCUCCCGAGCUGUCGCCCCUCGAUGCUUUUGCCAUGCAGAGCCGUUUGCUUGCAAGACAAUUACAAGAAAGCGCCAAGGAGGGCAAUCGAAUAAGCCGCCUGCCUCCUCUAACCGUUGAGAGCCCUUUAAUAGUUCAAGGACGUUCCGAUUACUUUCGUUCCUUAUCGCAAGAUUCAGGCUCAGAAGCCGGCGACCAUCCCCCUCUGCGCCCUCCUUCCGGCCUUGGAUUAAGGACAGAAUUGGAAGAUGCCUUCAGCGAUGAGGCUGAGCGCCCUGUAUCGAUGCAUCCACGAAUGAGUCGAAUACCACCAACACCCGAUGAAGAAGUACCUGCAGUACCUCCUCGAGCUGCGUCUAGAGGACAAAUCUUGGAUCACAUCGAUGAGACGGGCUCAUUCUAUGGCGCUAGGAGAGAACGAUCACCCUCAUCAUUACAUAGUGAUACACUCUCCCAGUCUGAUAGGCGAAUUGAGUCGUCACCAACUCGGAAGGAUGAUAACGCUUCUUUGCUCUCCGCCCGACGACCCAGCGGCUCGAUUAGUGGUUCUAUAGCCGGCUCACCAGAGAAGCCCAAGGUGCACUCGUUCGACGAGCUUGGGCUCGCACCACCUCAGAACUUCUUCCCCCAAAGAAGACGUACGCCCAGCAAUGUUUCCUCUCCGGCUGUAGUCACCGACGAGGAUGGCUCCGGCAACAUGGCUGGUUCAUUUCAUUCACUGCCUCCACGGAAACUAUCCUCUGCAAGUGCAAUGGCAUCGCCAGGCAUGGGCUCAUAUCGACGAUCACCAUCCAUUGGCUCCGAAUCCUCUGCGCUCCCUCGACCUUCCUUCAAUUUCUCAAGACCGAUGAGCAGGUCAGGAACACCCGGUAUGGAGCCACCCUUAAGACAAGCUUCCUCUGAUAGCCAACCCUCGUUCAUAUUGGCUGAUGACUCGGCUCAUACACCAGUGAGCAUGCACAGUGAAGCAUUCCUUGAGCAGCAGGCCGAAGAUCGCGACAAGGGUGCACCAUCAUACAUCUAUUCCAAAUUCACACUUCCGAGAGGCAAGUCUAUUCAACGAGGGGACGGAGAUGAACAUACCCAAGGACCUUUCGACUGGGAGCACCCCAUCGUCCCUCCGAGCGAUCACCAAUUUGAGAAUGCUCCUCCUCCGUCACCUCCAACACGACCGGCGAGUUCUUCAGCCAAUACCGCUCCGGAUGAUUCGAUAGCAUCAGGAAGCCCAAUGCCGAAGGCUUCCGUAGAACUGAGAAAGGUCCAAUCAGCGACAACGCCACCACCCAUGCCAGAGCUAUCUUCAACUCAAGGCGAACCCUCAGUUGAAGAAUCGCGACAUUCUGAAGAUGUACCAAGAGGUCGAGGUCGAGGCCGCACACCUGUCUCAAUUGAUACAAGCGACAGUGCAAGCACCAUUAGACCGCCACCCACUGCUCGCUCGACUGCCCUGACCGUUUCAGAGAUGAGUGCGGAGGAACACUUGGCCAAGGGCAUCGAAUGCCACGAGAACGGAGACCUGAAGGAAUCUACAUAUCACCUCAGACAUGCAGCUCGCUUGAAUGACCCGACCGCCAUGCUCCUAUACGCGCUUGCCUGCCGGCAUGGAUGGGGUAUGCGUGCAAACCAAAAGGAGGGUGUGGAAUGGCUAAGAAAAGCUGCGGAAUACGCUAGUGUCGAAAUCGCGGAUGACGAGAGCCAUGCGAAGGAAGGCAAGCAUGUCGAUGUUGUAGAGCGGAGGACCAGAAAGGCUCAAUUCGCCUUGAGUAUUUACGAACUGGGAGUGAGCCACAUGAAUGGCUGGGGCAUUGAGCAGGACAAAUCAUUGGCUCUGCGGUGCUUCGAGAUCGCCGGUAACUGGGGCGAUGUUGACGCGCUGGCAGAAGCUGGUUUCUGCUAUGCGCAGGGUAUCGGCUGCAAAAAGAAUCUCAGAAAGAGUGCCAAAUUUUAUCGAAUGGCUGAAGCCAAGGGCAUGAGCAUGGUUGGAAACAGCUGGAUUCAUAAGGCCAAGUACGAUGAUGACGAUGGCGAAUCAGCCACGCCCAAGAAGGAUAAAAAGAAGGCCCGGAGCAAGUCCCGAACCAGAACCAUGUUUGGAUUGAAGUAA
Messenger RNA from Fusarium sp. VM40, 2214 nucleotides. Lineage: Eukaryota; Fungi; Ascomycota; Sordariomycetes; Hypocreales; Nectriaceae. The record is from the annotation of a GenBank genome assembly.